Molecule: messenger RNA, 858 nt
Organism: Uloborus diversus
Lineage: Eukaryota; Metazoa; Arthropoda; Arachnida; Araneae; Uloboridae
Product: transmembrane protein 272-like
Exons: 6
Coding region: 300-842 (180 amino acids)
Source: RefSeq, a predicted model, not a curated record
GUUGUGAUGGUAGAGAGCAUUCAAAAUUUGAACUUUAUGGCUGCUUUGAUUUUCAUUUUUACUUCUAAUAAUUAGAGUAUAUCGCAAGAUGAACGCGACAAGUAAAAACUGCAAUUUAGUUUUUCAAGUGAAACUUUUUAUACGAGCGCUUUGAAAUUCGGAUCUGUAAGCUUUUUGUGUGAUGGAAGUGACGUAGUUGUUUUCCAAUUGUUGCCGAAAACAGUGAUGAAGAGAAAUUUGAAGAUUUAGAAAAAGCACUAAUAUUGACUUAAUUUGACUGGAAACCUGAAGACGACAAAAUGAGUGGAAGUACCAAAACAACCUUUCAUUUCGUGUGUCUUCCAGGUUUCUUAAGUUCUGAUGCAGCAAGAACAGCUGGGUUUAUUCCAAAAGUUAUUUAUGUUUUCCUGGCUAUCAUUUCCACCAUUCUUCCAGCUGCACUCAUGGUAAUAGGGUUCCUGCACGUGGACGACUGCCCCGCGCAGAAGAUGAUUCCGCUGAGUGCGAUCGCCGUGGGGGGGAUGUGGCUGCUCUACAUCCUUUUCAAAUUUCCGUGCGAGAUCAGGAGGCUGUACAGCACGACGGAGCCGGAGAAGAAUUUCUGCUGCGCCUGCAUCGCGGGCAUCAUUCAGUUUCUCUUGCUCGCCUGUUUCAUCGCAGCUUGUUACUGGGUCUACAGCACGCUCCCUUACAUCGACGAAAGAGAUCUCAAAUCGGAGAACUACUGUGACCCCCUCUUAUUCCGGUUUUUAUUCUGGCUAUUGAAUGGAAUCUUAAUUCUCAUCGUCAUUGUUAUUGUUGUGGUCGUCCUUAUUGCUGUCAUAGCUUGGUGCUGCAAAUAAAAUGUCUUUCUUUGUU